Messenger RNA from Porites evermanni, 2723 nucleotides. Lineage: Eukaryota; Metazoa; Cnidaria; Anthozoa; Scleractinia; Poritidae. The record is from the annotation of a GenBank genome assembly.
AUGAGACAAAGGUAAGAUAACUAUAAAUUUUAUACAUCAAAUGAGGAAUGAUCCUAGCAGUUGUGAACACAAUUUAUGCAACUGCCUAAGAGGCCUGAAGAAAAUUCAGGACUUCAACAAGAUUUGAACCCAUAAACUCGCGGUAGAAGUGUAAGGAGCCUGAAAAAAAUGAAGUCCUGAAUUUUUUUCGGGCUUCUUAUGCAAUUGCAUAAAUCCCGUUCACAACUGCGAGGAUCGUUCUUCAUUUGAUUUCAUUUCCACAGUUCUCAUAUGAUAUAUUUCAUAGACCAAAAUGUAUACAUUUAAAACAUUCAUCAUUUUCACGGGAACAUAUGAACACCUAAUUAACCAGCUCCCAACAUAAGUGCCUUCAUAGCUUAGUUGGUUCGAGCAUACUACUUACUACUCACCAGUGCAAAUUUUAGCGAAACAUAAAUUUAUUGUGUUUUAAUUUUGCUUUAGGAGUCGCAGGAGACAGAAAAGAAGGACAAAUAAAGGUAAGAAUGCAGUUUUACUGUUUCUUUUUGGUUGUCUCUUGAGAACGGUAGUAUAUUGUGCCUCGUUGUUGUUGUCGUUUUGUGUCCGGGCUUUAAUGUACAACCUGUAGUUGCUUUAACGCACUUUCACACAGGUUGAUGUGAUUCUAGUUGCGAUUUUUUAAACGUUUUUUGAUGCAUGUGCAAACUGAGGGGUUGUUUUGAUGGGGAAUUUACGCUGCAAAAUUCUUUUUCCAGCGAUUUAAUACAGGAGAGGUACAAAAAGGCUAUGAUUGGACAUCCUAAGGAGUAUGUUGUGUAUUCGCUAUUGCAGUUCUCCCAUAAUGCUCCUUGUUUGCCCCCCAAACCCCCCCCCCCCACCCACCAAAACAAAAAUUGCAUAAGUAUUGUCUUCAAUUUCUCCUGGGACAACUGCAAUAGCCAGGAGAAAUGAGAAACAAAAGUUUUCCAAAACUUUUUUGGGGGGUGGGGUGGGGGCUGCAAAUGGCGAAUGGGUAAUGGAACAAAGUAAUUAAUGUAACACAGUCAUUACGUAGUGACCUAAAACCGUAAUAUCCUAGCUCGUGACAUAGCACCUUUAAACAAACCAUUUCCUCUUUUUGUCUUCCACCAGAAAAUCCGUUAUACAAUAACGAUGACGAUACGGUUAUCACUUUUACGACCUCAGGCUUUGCGUCGGGAGGUAGUGAAGGAGGGCAUGCCAGGGCGGGAAGCCCCUGUCGAAAAGGUUACGCAGUCCUGAAGCCUGGACCACAGAGGUGUAAGUCUGACUAUCAAAGGCUUCUGAAACCCGGUGAAGGUAGGAUAAGUUACAGGGUAUUUUCUAGACUGUGUGUUUGUAUACAGACAGCAAUACCGUAAACUGCCGCUUAUAAUUCCCCUCAGUUCUGUUAGUUACAGGCCAUCUACCUAUGAACCAAAAAAAAUCUGAUUGUGAGCUGCCUGGAUAUGACCCCCUCCAAAUGUAUUGAUAUGAAUUCCAUAAAAAAUCUCAUUGAUAAUAGAAGUCUGUAAAAACUGAAUACCAAAUAAACAGUACGAUGUGAAAGUACUGCUGAAGAUAUUUCAUUUGAAUGGCAACAUUAUAGGGUUUCAACUACAGAUUCAAAAGUUAGAACUACGUACUAAAUCAAUAGCACCAUGUGAAAGCACUGCUGAAAAGGUUUCACUUGAAUGGUCACACCAGAGGGUUUCAUAUACAGACUGAAAAGUUGGUACUAAAUACUAAAGAAAUAGUACCAUGUGAAAGUAUUGCUGAAGAGGUUUCAUUUGAGCUGUCACACCAUGACGUUUCUUCCGCAGACUCAAAAGUUAAAACAGGGGCACCCAACGAUAAUUUUUGGAAAUUAUCUGUUCGGAAGACGAUUUGAGAUCUAGAAUUUUUGGAACAUUUGUUGUUAAAUUUCUUGCUUCCCUGCCUCUCCUAGGAUUUUCGCCCCCCCCCCCCCAAAAAAAAAUUGGUAUCAUUUCCCAUUUUUAACGGAUUUUUACCCUAAAAAGGUCACCUAGUAUUUUCGGGAACCUUUUUUCUGGCUGAAAUUUUCGAAAAGGUAAGUUUUGAUCUCUCUAAUUUUCGGAUCACUAGACUUUCAGCUAGGAAAUCCGAACAGAUGAAUAAUUUUUAGGGGAUAAAAAUACACCUAUAACUACCGUUUAAUUACUGAAAUACGUUCAACAAUGCUAUGUUUAAGUGGUUUGAACUAUAUUCUCGUUGGGUGCCCCUGUUAAAAGUACCUUACCAGAUUUUUUUUCUGUGUUUGUUUAGAUGUCGCAGGAUAUUUAGUCCCAAUGGAGCAAAGAUCGUCAGUUCUUCCAUCGACACCUGUAGAAACAGUGCCUUCGUUUACGGAAGAUACAGCAAUAUACAGCGAAGCCAAUAGUCCACCGCCCCAAGACAAAGUCAAGAGUAAAGAUUAUGACUACGCUAAACAAGAUGAUGUCUGCGUGAUUCGGUCGAGCUUAGAGAAUUUGGAUGAAAAUAAAACAAACGAAAGAGAGACAGGUUAUGGUCAUAGCAGAGAACACAGUAAUAGUAACGAGACUGACCCCCCGUCGCCUUUUUAUGCUGUGAUUGAAGUGGCGGACUCAGGAGGAUUGCCCGCUGAUGAGGCGACCUCGUCAGAAAAUGAACUGGAUACUGAUUCUGUACCAGAGUAUAUGGAAGUUUUACCUGAUGAAGAUUCAGAGAGUGGAAAUCCUUUGACAAAGGGAAAUUGUGUGGCAUAA